GGUCUUUAUGUCUUUGUGGUUUAUUUUAUCCUGCACAACCAACUUUGCUGUCCUGUGAAAGCAAGUUAUACUGUAGACAUGAAUGGCCAUACAACUCCAGGAUCAGCAUUUUUCACACAUGGCAGUGGUCUACCAGCUGCAGGUGGAGAGAUCAGCAAGUCCACGCAGAACCUCAUCAGUGCUAUGGAAGAGGUGCCUGCAGACUGGGAGAGGGCAUCCUUACAACCUGCUAGUCAAGCUAGUGCUGCCUUUAAGCAGAGUCCACAAAAUGGCAAUGUUUUUCACACUUCUGGAGGAUUUAGUACCAGCUCAUUGGUUGCUGAUGAGGAAUCACAGGAGUUUGAUGACCUAAUAUUUGCAUUAAAGACUGGUGCAGGUCUCAGCAUCAGUGAUAACGAGUCUUGUCAUGGCAGUCAGGACGGUGGCAGCAUGGCUAACUCCCAGAUCGUAGAGCUUAGAAGAAUACCCAUAGCAGACACUCACCUCUAACUCCACAAUGUGCUUGGUUUUUUUCUGGGGUUUUUAUUAUUAUUAUUCAAGCCUCAGUAUUUUUAUAUUUGUACUUCCUUUUGCACUAAAACACUACAUAUAACUGUAGUAGAAUGCUGUGGGCUUUACUGAAGGUUUGACAAGGAAUGUUUGCUUGAGGUUUUGUAUAUCAGAAAACAA
Acanthisitta chloris (rifleman) is the source of this 669-nucleotide messenger RNA. RefSeq names its product G protein-coupled receptor 98 (gene ADGRV1). Gene Ontology annotation, molecular function: G protein-coupled receptor activity. Gene Ontology annotation, cellular component: membrane. Gene Ontology annotation, biological process: negative regulation of adenylate cyclase activity. The coding region runs from base 79 to 489 and encodes 136 amino acids. The record is from RefSeq and is a predicted model, not a curated record. The transcript is spliced from 3 exons. NCBI's taxonomy places the organism in Eukaryota, Metazoa, Chordata, Aves, Passeriformes, Acanthisittidae.